Messenger RNA from Arachis stenosperma, 915 nucleotides. RefSeq lists its product as uncharacterized. Lineage: Eukaryota; Viridiplantae; Streptophyta; Magnoliopsida; Fabales; Fabaceae. The transcript has 2 exons. Bases 1 to 915 code for a protein of 304 amino acids. The record is from RefSeq and is a predicted model, not a curated record.
AUGGAAAAGAUGAUAAAACAGCAAGAGUUAACUAGUAAGAACCAUGAAGCUUCAAUGAGGAAUCUGGAAAGGAGUGGAAGAACCUUGGUGAAUGACAAAGAAGCUAACAAGAGGCAAGCUGAGAAUGAUGAGGCCAACAGCAAGGAAGAAGUGACACUUAAGGAAAAGGACCAAGAAAGGCUCAAGGAGAAAGAGGAACAGCCACAAGCUUCAAAGAAAGGAAAGCAAAUCAUAGAGGAGCAUCCACCAGAACAGAGGAAGAUGGUGAAGCCUUACACUCCUCCUCUGCCAUAUCCUCAAAGGUUUCAAAAGGAGAUCAAAGACCAACAGUUCCCCAAGUUCCUAGAAGUCUUUAAGAAGCUGGAAAUCAAUAUUCUACUUGUUGAAGCAUUGAAGCAGAUGCCUCUAUAUGCAAAGUUCUUAAAAGAACUCAUCAACAAGAAGAGAAGCUGGAAUGAAAAAGAGAUAGUGAUCUUGACACAAGAAUGCAGUGCAUUGAUCCAAGAAGGCCUCCCACCAAAACUCAAAGACCUUGGGAGUUUCUUUUUGCCUUGUACCAUUGGUAACAUAUCCAUUGAUAAGGCACUGUGUGAUUUAAGAUCUAGUAUCAACCUGAUGCCUUUAUCCAUGAUGAGAAGGCUAUUUAUAGAAGAAGUGAAGCCUACACAGAUGUCAUUGGAGCUAGUGGAUAGAUCACUGAUAAUUCCUAAGGGUGUAAUUGAAAAUCUCUUGGUCAGAGUAGGAAAAUUCAUAUUUCCAGUAGAUUUUGUAAUCAUGGACCUAGGUGAAGAGGGGAGUGAUUCUAUUAUACUGGAAAGACUUUUCUUAGACACAGCAAGGGCCAUCAUUGAUGUGGAACAAGGAGAAAUGACCUUAAGGAUACAUGAUGAGAAGAUCAUUCUAAAUGUCUUUUAA